AUGACAGGGCUAGAGAUGCUUCGAGAGCAGGAAAGAAAAGAAGCAGAAGAAGCUUGUCAAAAGGAAAUAGAAGAAUGGGAAAGAAAACUUCUAGCUCAAGCAGCUCCAACUUGUAUGGAGAACAUGUGGGAAAUUCCAGCCAUUGGACAUUUCCUUUGUUUAGCCCAACAAAUUCUAAAUUUGCCAGAAAUAGUCUUUUAUGAAUUGGAACGUUGUCUUCUGAUGCCUCAAUGUAACGCUUUUCUAUCUAAAAUAAUGACUUCUUUAUUAAGUCCUCCCCAUCGCAGAUCUACCUUACAUCGAAGACCUACUUUGCCUUACAGGACUUGGGAAGCGGCACUGAGACAGAAAGUGCAGCAGUGGUAUACUGCUGUAGGGCAGACUGAAAAUCCUGAUAACUGUGCUGAAAAACUUGGGCUGUGUCCUCAGUUUUUUAAAGUUCUUGGAGAAGUUAAUCCAUUGGAAGAAAAACCUUUUCAUGAGCUACCUUUCUACCAAAAAGUGUGGUUGCUUAAGGGUCUUUGUGACUUUGUUUAUGAAACACAAAAAGAAGUUCAAGAUGCUGUACUUGGGCAGCCUAUUCAUGAGUGCAGGGAAGUUAUCCUUGGUUAUGAUUAUUUGGAGAAUGCCUAUGUACAUUUUCCACAGUUCUGUGGUGCAGAUGUACGGAUUUAUAAACAAAGACCCUUCCAGGCCCCAGAAUUUCCAGUUCCACCCAUUAAAGUACAAAGAGUACCUCGGAUUAAACUGGAGAAACUGAAGUGUGACUAUGUUAGUACAAGUAAUGGAGAACAUAAGUGUAGUAGAGAAGGCUUGCCUUCUGCCUUCAAGAAAGAGCAGGAAAUUAAUUUCGAUUCAGCUUGUGGUGGUCCCGCUAAAAUGAACUUUGAUAAUCAAGACAUCUCUGUUGAAACUGAAGUAAAAUCCAACUGUGAAAUUAAAAUUCAGAGGCCCUGUGAAAUUAAAAAAACUGAUUGCUGUAAAGAAAAUUUGGAGAAACCAGGGAGUCCAGGAGAAGUUACUGACUUUGGAGAGCCACUCAGCCCAGGUGAAAUAAGGUUUAUAGAAAAUCAGGAAAAAUAUGGUGAAACUUCCAGAAUAAAAUGUGAACCCAGUCCAUUAAAAGAAAAUGCUCUAAAAUCUUGCCAAAUUCACGUAAAUGGGAGUCACACUGAUCACCCAGAAAUUAACUGCCACAAAAUAAGAGAUAUUCUACUAGAGCAGUCACUGCAGAGCCACAAGAAACUCAAACUAACUAAAAUGAGGGCAAAAAAGAAGAAAAAGAAAAAAAAGAAAUUGAAAGAUGCUUUGAGUGAAAAUUUACAGAGAAAACGUGAAGGUCUUCAUUCUCUUGCAUUCAAGUCUUACAAACCUGAUAUCCAAAAUAAGUUAUUGAUCAUCAAAAAGAAAGCAAAACACAAGAAGCACAAAUCUGGAAAAAAAUCCAUAUCUAAAAAAGCAAUCACAAAGAAGAGGAAAACUCUCACAAAGUCACCUACUGUACCAGAAUUUCAGCUUAUUUGCACUAAUCUUGAUGAACUCAGGGAAUUAAUCACAAAAAUCGAGAAUGAACUCAAAGAUCUGGAAAACAGUAGAAAAAAAUCGGGCAAGUGGUAUCAUCGGAGGCAAGCUGUAAAAGAAUUGCAUAGUACAUUGAUACGUCUUCUAAAUGAAUUGCUGCCAUGGGAACCAAAGUUAAUGAAGGCUUUUCAAAGAAACAGGAGCCGCCUGAAGAAAGACUAUGAUGAUUUCAGAAGACAACCUGAUCAUGAUAAAUUCUCUAGAGAACUGUGGGCUACUGAAGAAUGUGAAGGAGAUCUUGGAAAAGAAUUUCCUAAAGUAGAAAUAAGUAAGUCUAUAGACUCAACAGAACCUCUAGAUGUCCUAGAGAAAGAUCACCUUGAUUCAGAUGAUAUGAAAUUGUCAGAAUCAGAUUUUCCUAUGGCCAGAAGCAAGCUGUUGAAAAAGGAAUUGCCUUCUAAAGAUGUACUGAAGACACUGCCUAAAACACUUAAACGACAGUCCAAACAAACUAGUUAUCUGGAGGACAGCACAAAAGAGCUUUCCCCAAGGAAGAAAGCAAAGUUAAGCACAAAUGAGACAACAGUUGAGAAUUUGGAAAGCGAUAUGCAGAUUGAUUCUAUGAAUGAAUCAAAGCAUACAGAGCUACCAUUUUCAGAGUCAUUUGCCUCAGUGGAUUCAGUAUCAGUGUCUGCUCUCCAGAAAGGGACCAAACCUAUUCAGGCCUUGCUUGCAAAGAAUAUUGGGAACAAAGUGACCUUAACAAAUCAACUGCCCCCUUCUACAGGAAGAAGUGCUCCUGCCAUCGAAAAACCAGUUAUAUCUCUUCCAGAAGUAAGCCCCACAAAGCCAGCAUUGACCUCCUUCAACAGUACAAAAAGUCCGUUACAAAUGGUAUACAAAAUACCCUGUAGUCAGUGGUUGCCAAUAGAGUUUCACAAUAGCCCUGUAAAGAUUCAGGUGCAACCUAUGGUGGAUCCUAAAACUGGAGAAAAAAUCAUGCAGCAGGUUCUUAUUCUGCCUAAGAAUUUUGUGAUUCAGCACAAGGAAGGAAAAGCAGUUACAAAAGAAAUACCACCACUUAAGCAAAAAGGUUCAGAGCAACAUUAUUCACCUUCUCCACAGACAGCAAGCAUAAACUCUUUAGCAUCAGUUCUUGUCACUUCAGCAGGAACUGUUUCUACCCCACUGCCUAAUACAAUUCUCAAAAAGACUAUUAUACCUUCAUCAAAUGUGAGUAGUGCUAGACCACAGCCUUUGUCGCCCAAAACCUCUGUAAGUAAUUUAUUAACACCACCAGUUAAAACUAGCCAGAGUGAAGCAGGAAAAGUCAAGAAUGCAGUUUCAGUAACCACAUUCUCCCAGCCCAUUGCUUCACCCAGUAUUUCCUCAACAGUUCAGCCUCUGUUAUCAGCAACAACACUAACUGGAUCUAUAAAUCCUGGUAAUUCCCUUACCACUUUUGCAAAACAAACUACUGACUCUUCAGAAGCAAAGCAAGAAUUGAAAACUGUGUGUAUAAGAGAUUCACAGUCAAUUCUUGUUAGGACACGAGGUGGGAACACUGGAGUUGUAAAAGUGCAGACCAAUCCAGAUCAAAAUUCGCCCAACAGUUUAUCUUCAAGUUCAGUUUUUACUUUAGCUCCUCAACUUCAGGCAUUUCUGGUGCCAAAAUCAACUUCAUCAUCCUCUGCUUUGUCACAAGUAGCUGGAAUGACUACCACAUCUAGCCUCCCACUUUUCAGCCAAACACCAACUUCUGUUUCCAUUCCAUGUGGCUUUAGUCCAUCCGUGGGGAAAAAUCUCAAACCUACAUUAAGCCAAUCCUCCAGCAGUGGUAAUUUGAGCCACUUAACAGAUAAAACUUCACACACAUCCUCUUCUCCUGUGAAGUCCUCUGUUUCUUCCAGCACUCAACUACCAUCAACAACAAGUAGUUCAGUAAGUGUAAUUAGCAUAUCAACAGGAAAUUUUGGACAAACCAAUGCAAAUGUUAUUCGUACUCCAACUAAACAGCAUCAUGUAGAUUAUAUCACAAAAAGUCACCCUGUUACAAGAUCAGAGGCAGCAACAGCAAUAAAUGGAGAUGCGGUCAGUGGGACUCCAGUUCAGAAACUUAUGCUAGUAUCAGCUCCAUCUGUUCUUCCUUCUGGCAAUGGAGCUGCAAUUAGUGUGGCACCUGCAUCAACAUCUACAGGUGUUUCCAACCAGAAAUUGGUUUUUAUUAAUGCUCCAAUUUCCAGUAGUACUUCAACCUCAGCUAUUGUUGGAGAGUCAUUAAAACAGACUUUUCCGUCCCUCUUCAAUAAAACAUAUGUUAAGAAUCCAGAGCCACCCCAGAUAGUAAUAAUUCCAUCUACAAUGGGAGCACCAAUAAAAAUAAAUUCUUCACCAACUGUAUCUCAGAUAAAAGAUGUGAAAAUUGGAUUAAACAUAGGUCAAGCAAUUGUAAAUCCUUCAGGUAGUGUCCCAGCUAUACCAUCAAUUAAUUUACUGCAAAAUGUAACACCAAAGGGAGAAGACAAAAGCAGCAAGGGCUAUGUUUUGCCAUUGUCAACAAGUGGUAAUUCAGUUCCAGUAAGCUCAAAUUUUGUGAGUCAAAAUAUUCCUACUAUUAAUGAAUCAGUGACUUCUGCAGCAAAAGCAGUAAACAUGUUUUCAGUAACAGGAGCAAGUGUAUCUUUGGGUUCCCUUUCAGUGACCUCAGCCUCCACAUCAGUUGGGACACAACCUCCUGUUUUAGUCAGUGGAAAUGAUACCUCUUCAAGAAUUAUGCCUGUUUUGUCAAAUAGACUAUCUACAUCGAAUCUCGGAAAUACUGUGGCUAUAUCAACUGUGAAAACAGGACAUCUUGCAUCAUCUGUUCUGAUUUCAACUACACAACCAACAGUGUCUCCUAAAUGUUUGACAUCAGCUUUGCAAAUCCCCAUUACUAUUUCCUUGCCUCCGCCUGUGACUACAUCUCCAAAAAUAAUUAAUACAGUUCCACAUUCAGCAACAGUACCAGGAGCCACACAUUCUGUAUCUCUUUCUAAAGGACAAUCUCAGACUUCUCUCCAGUUUCAUUCACCAGGGAUUUCAACUACAGUGCCAACAAAUGUAAACACAAAUAAACCUCAAUCUGAAUUGUCAUCCCUUUCACCAAGCCCAAGUAAAAUGAUUAAUAUUUCUAAUUUUACUUCUCUGCCAAACCAGCAAAUGUCCCCUGCUAUAGUAAAAUCAACCACCAGUCACAAUUCUGCCCCAGGUGGUUCUGCCAUUCGCAGUGCUACACCACCAUCAAAUGUAACUAGUCUGGUAGGGGGUCAAUUCAGCGAACCUUGUAUGCAGCAAAAAAUAGUUAUCAACACCAGUACACCUUUGGCACCUGGUACUCAGAUCAUGAUUAAUGGAGCACGGUUUAUUGUUCCACCACAAGGUCUUGGAGUUGGCAGCCAUGUUCUUCUUAUAUCUACUAAUCAAAAAUAUGGACCUCCUUUAGUUCUUAAUAGUGCCCAGGGCAGUCAGGCUACACCAGUAGACAAAUCUUCCCAGAAGAUUACACUAGCAUCAAAUAAUCCUUUAAGUGGGCAACCUGUAAAACAUUCUAUAAGAAGCUCUACAAAAAUUACAGACUCUCUUGGGAAUUCGAGUUCUCUCCCUACAGUACAUACAACACCACAAAUUAUAAACACAACUGCUAAAGUUUCUGUUCCAUCUUCUGUACCAACAGGGUCAUUGACUGCAGUAAUUAAGUCUCCUCCAGCUACUCUUUUGGCUAAGACAUCUUUGGUUUCUUCUGCCAUUUCUUCCAAUAAUCCUCCACUGCCAAGUAGCACUUCGGUAUUUCAUUUGGACACAUCUGUCAAAAAAUUGUUGGUUAGCCCAGAAGGAGCCAUUUUGAAUACCAUAAAUACUCCAGCAUCUAAGGUUUCUUCACUAUCUACAUCUCUCUCUCAGAUUGUUGUAUCUGCCAGUCGAAAUCCUGCUUCUGUCUUCCCUGCUUUUCAAUCAUCUAGCUUAGAGAAGCCUGACACAGCUGCAUCUUGAAUUUAGACUAUAAACGAGCCAGUUUUAAAAUAAUGGGGCAUUGUUUUAAUUCCCAUAGAAAUUUUAACUGUUUAUUAUACUGUUGAAAACAUACUAUACAUAGUUUGUGCGCGCGUGUGCGUGUGUGUAUAUGUGUGUGUAUUAAUGUAUAUUCGUUAGCUUGCAACAAGACUUUUCUUGGGGAGGGACAAGUGUAUACCAUUUUGCUCAUUGGUAUGAGGAUGUUUUCAAAAGUUUUUUGUUUAAAGUACAUGGUCAAGAUUUACCUGUCAACAUAACAAAUUGAACAAAGUCAAAAUUUAUCAGAGUAAGCUAGCAUUUUGCACACUUACAUUGACAUGUUUCUUAUUGAAUUUGGACUAUUGCAGCGUAUCAUUGAUAUAGUAUUCUGUGUCACUAGUGAAAUCUUAUUUUUGUUUCUGUAAAAAAGAAAAAAAAAAAUAUAUAUAUAUAUAUAUUUAUGCAUUGUGAAAAUGCAGUCCAUGGUGUAAAAUUGUACAAAUUCCUAAAUUCCUAACAAACCUGUACUGAAUAUAUGUACAAAGAACUAUGCUGUCUUAUUUAUGUUUUGUUUACAUAAUGUAUAGUUUUUUAAGUAUUUUAGUAAUUUUGGACCAGUGAACUAUUAGCAACUAUGCAGACAAAUCUGCAUGUAAUAAACUGAGUUGCUGUA
Castor canadensis (American beaver) is the source of this 6223-nucleotide messenger RNA. The record is from RefSeq and is a predicted model, not a curated record. Lineage: Eukaryota; Metazoa; Chordata; Mammalia; Rodentia; Castoridae.